Molecule: messenger RNA, 489 nt
Organism: Helianthus annuus (common sunflower)
Lineage: Eukaryota; Viridiplantae; Streptophyta; Magnoliopsida; Asterales; Asteraceae
Product: RING-H2 finger protein ATL70
Exons: 1
Coding region: 1-489 (162 amino acids)
Source: RefSeq, a predicted model, not a curated record
AUGAGUAGCACGACGGUCACCGGUGAUGAUUCCGAUUCGUACACCACCGACAGCACCGGAAAAUCCGAUGGCGGCAUAAGCUAUGUCCUUGGACUCACCUUAUUCUUCAUCCUAAUUAUAAUCAUUAUCUCUUACGUUUCUUACAAGUGCACCCGUAGCACAAACUCUCAAUCGGUACCAGAGGGUGAUGACCACCAACUUAUGACGGUCUCUAUAGGCGUUGACGAAGAUGCACUCAUGGCUUUCCCAAAAUUCACUUACGCUGAGAAAAUGACGUCUAACAAAAGUGACUCUGUUGAUGAUGUCAAUGGCUCCGGUUGUUCUAUUUGUUUGGCGGAUUAUAAACCGGAAGAUGUUGUACGUUUGUUGCCGGAUUGUGACCACUUGUUUCAUUGCAAGUGUAUUGACACAUGGUUGAAGGUUCAUCCUACUUGUCCUGUGUGCCGCGACUCACCGUUGCCGAUCAAGCUAGAGAUUCUACGAAGUUGA